CGCCAGGCUACCAACAUGGUGUUGGUUAGGUAUCUACAUCAUGAUGUGGUUUCUAGUCUGUCAGCAGGUCUGCUCCGCCAGGCUACCUACACCACAACGAGGUUAGGUAUCUACACGGUGUUGUUUGAGAAGAUGACGGGACAGGACGGGACUCCGCCCAGCUUCCUCAUGAAGGCUCUGAUUGGUAUGACGGCUGGAGCAACCGGAGCCUUCGUUGGAACACCUGCUGAAGUCGCCUUGAUCAGGAUGACCGCUGACGGACGUCUCCCUGCAGACCAGAAGAGAGGCUAUUCUAAUGUGUUCAAUGCUCUGGCCAGAAUCACUAAAGAAGAGGGGGUCACCACACUAUGGAGGGGGUGUAUUCCCACCAUGGCCCGUGCUGUAGUGGUCAACGCUGCCCAGCUGGCCUCCUACUCUCAGAGCAAACAGGCUCUUAUAGAGACAGGGUAUUUUGUGGACGGCAUCUUCCUCCAUUUCUGUGCCAGUAUGAUCAGCGGGCUGGUAACCACGGCAGCGUCCAUGCCCGUCGACAUCGUCAAGACCAGGAUUCAGAACAUGAGAAUGAUCGAUGGGAAACCCGAGUUUAAGAAUGGCCUGGACGUGUUGGCGAGGGUAAUCCGUAAUGAAGGAUUCUUCUCUCUGUGGAAGGGUUUCACUCCAUACUACGCCAGACUGGGACCUCACACCGUCCUCACGUUCAUCUUCCUGGAACAGAUGAACAAGGCCUAUAAAGUCUACUUCCUGGAUUAGACGGGAUGAAAAAGGAUUGGGGGAAGGGAGCUGAUUCUAGUUCUGGACCUACGGGAAACUGUACCCAGGAGCCACACACACACACACACUCACACACACACACACACACACACUCACACUCACACUCUCACACACACACUCUCACACACACACUCUCACACACACACUCACACUCUCACACACACACACUCACACUCACACUCACACUCACACUCUCUCUCACACACACACACACACACAGAAGCAGGCGCACACAGACUGAAGCAGGUGCACACUACACACACGGACAGACACACCCUCGUGUGUGAUGUGAGUGACCUUUAACCCCUGUCAUGUGACCUGACCCCAUUGUGUACGUUGUGUUAUUUUUUACUCAGCCCCCCCCCCCCCC
Molecule: messenger RNA, 1141 nt
Organism: Salvelinus namaycush (lake trout)
Lineage: Eukaryota; Metazoa; Chordata; Actinopteri; Salmoniformes; Salmonidae
Product: mitochondrial 2-oxoglutarate/malate carrier protein-like
Exons: 5
Coding region: 16-750 (244 amino acids)
Biological process (GO): succinate transmembrane transport; thiosulfate transport; malate transmembrane transport
Molecular function (GO): sulfate transmembrane transporter activity; oxaloacetate transmembrane transporter activity; antiporter activity
Source: RefSeq, a predicted model, not a curated record